AUGGAAAUUCAAUAAAUUUUGACAAAAAUGUUCUCCUUUCCACUUUGUAUAGAUCACUUUUUCAUUGUUGAUUAAAAAAAUGAAUUUGAAUGGAAAUUAAUUUAAUCUUUUUCAUACUAGACCAUUAAUCAUUCUAUUCAUGAAUAAUUUGAUCGAUAUUUAAAUUUACAAAUUCUGCCAUAUUAGGCCAUUUAAUAAGUGUUUUAAGAGUUAAAUAAGGUAAAUGAAAUUAUUUAGCUUGUAAUCAAAAUUAGAAAGGACAUUAUUUACACUUAGUAUAAAGAAUCAAACACAAGUAAUUUAUUCUUAAAACUAGAUGACACAUGUUCAAUGUUUGGAACAUAUUAAAACUUAUAAAACUAUCUUAGUAAAUAUUUUGAAACAGAAAUGAAACCGUAAUAUAGGAAGUAUUAGUUAACUAAAUAUGGAAUUAUAGAUUUAUUAGUUUUUAGUUUCUUACAUAAAAGCAGAAGUUUUCAUAGAGUAAUUACAAAAGGAAUAGCUCCUUAAAUAUCAUGUUUGUAUAGUUGGUAUUAGGAAUUUAUUGCAGAAUUUGAAAUCAACAACAAUAUUGAUCCUAAUUAUCUCCCAAGGAAGGAGAAAAGAGUUUAAAUAUAGAAAAACAAAUAGCAAAAAAGUAACCCUGAACUAAUAGAAUCCAUAAAGGAUGACAAACUUAUUAUUUUUAAAGAUCUAAUUGAGAAUGGUGCUUCCAUUUACACUGUAUCUUUAAGAGAUAAGGAGAAAAUGCUUGUUCCUCAUUUAGUGUGUGCAUUUGCAAGAUUAAAUUAUGCAUAAUAUUUAUAAAGUAAAAAUGUGGAUUGGGAAUGUGAAGAUGAUGACAGAAUGACUCCUUUAUUCUAUGCUAUCAGAAGUGAAUCUAUAGAAAUGAUUGAAUAUCUACUUAACCAAAAAGUAAACUUAGAACACAAAGAUAUUUAAGAUAGAACUCCAUUUUAUUAUGCUUGUUCCUUAGGACAAUUAUUUAUUAUUAGGUUCCUUGUGGAAAAAGGAGCUAAUAUAAAUGCUAGAACUGCUUUGGGAAGAACUCCAUUUUCUAAGGCUAGCUUUUUAGGAUUAUAUAAUGUGAUUGAAUUUCUUCUUCAAUAACCAAACAUAGACUUUAAUUAUGCGGAUAAGCAAGGAAGAAAUGCCUUACAUAAUGCAGUUUUUGGCCCUAAAGGAGGUAGAGAUGGAAGAAAGGUUGGCACUUGGUGUUAUGAUAGUCCUUUGAUUGCUUAAUUAUUACUUGAACAUGGAAUGAAUGUGGAAGCAAAAGACAAAGAUGACAAUACGCCAUUACAUGUGGCAGCAUCAAGUGAAGCUUUAAGUUCGAUUCCUGUUCUUAUAGCUUUUGGUUGUGAUAUCAAUAGAAGAAAUAAAUGGGGAGAAACUGCCUUAAUAAUAGCAGCAAAAUUUAAUCAUCAUGAAACUGCUAAAUUAUUGAUUUAAAAUGAAGCCGAUUAUUUCUUAGAAAACGAGGGAUACACAGCAAUGGAAAUUGCUGCAAAAAAUGAUUAGUUUGAAGUAUUUCAAUUUCUGCUAGAUAAAAUGAAACCAAAAUUAUUGUAAUUAGAAAAUUUAAGAAAAUAUAAGUUGCAAUCAGUUCUCUAAUCUUUAAUGAAUAUUACCAAGAGUUUCAAAGCAAAUAAAUAUAUAAGAUAUUUCUUAGAAAAUUUCUAACCAAAUUAUGAUUAGGAACAUGCAGGAUUGAUAAUUGAGAUGCAAGACGGAUAAAUCGAACUUAUGUAAAGUUAUUUAAAAAAUUAAAUUAUCUCAUAAGAAUAAAUAACUAAUGCUUUCGAACUUUGUUUGAAAAGAAAAAACAUGUCAAUUUUCAAAUAAUUAUGCCUUCAUACCUAAAUCCAAUAUACAGUCUGCCUUUAAAAGUCAUUAAUUGUGAUGUUGCUCGAAUCAACAGAAUUAGAUAUAUUACUUUUUUAAUUUAACAUCGAUUGGUUUAACUAUAGAAGCAAAUUGGGUGAAACAUUUUUACAUAAACUUAUAGAGAAGAGAAAGACUGAAUCUCUUUUAAAAAUACUACAUUUAUUUUAAGAAAUAAUUGAUUAAUAGUGUAAAAGCAAAGUUAAAAAUAUCUUUUUAAAUUCUAUUACCUAAAAUGAUAUUUAUAAUUUUUUAAUAUUCUAGAAUUCUGGUGCAUCUACAAUCAUCGAAAUAGCUAUAAUUCAUAAAUUUAUGGAUAUAUAUCAAAUGCUUGACAAUUUUAUUUCAAUGAACUAUGGUUCAAAGUAAGGACUCAAAUUUAAAUUGAUUAAUUAUUCUAUUGAAUUAGAUCAUCUUACGAAGUUACCUCAACUUUAACUCUAAGCUGAGGAAAAUUAUAAAUUUAUCAAAAAGUUUUCAGAAAUAACAUUAUUAACAGAAAAAGAAUUGUAAUUUUUUGAGACAGUCUUAAGAGAACAUAAAUAUGGUAAAAUUAAUUUAUCUUAAUUUUAUUCAUAAAUUUAAUCCUAAAAAUAAGUCAUUGUUGUUGAAUCAGAGGAUCAUCUAUAGUAGUGUUGUAUUGAUAUCAUUCAAAAUUACACUAUUUUGGGAGUUGAUAUUGAGCAUUAUUCUGAUAAAGUAGACGAUUUUAAAAUAUCCUUUGCUUGCACUAUUUAAUUAUCUACUGUAGAAAUGGAUUAUAUAAUAGAUGUUAUGAAAUUGAGGCAUGUUUGUAAUAAGUAUUUAACUCCUAUUUUUGAGAAUUAAAAAUUAUUAAAGAUUUUUCAUGGUUGCGAAGUGGAUUUCAGAGUGCUUUUUAGUGAUUUAAAAAUAAUUGUUAAAAAUAUAUUAGACACUAGCAAAAUUGAUAUGGCUUUAAUUAAAUCACCUAAUGCUUAGUCUUUAGAAAAAUUAUGCAAGCAAUAUUUAAACAUCCAUUUAGACAAGCUUUAUCAAACAUCUGAUUGGAGGAUAAGACCUUUACCGCAAUAAAUGAUCGAAUAUGCAAGACUUGAUUCAGCUAGUUUAUUAUUUUUAUACCCAAUAUUGAUAGAUGAGGUAAUUGUCAAAUAUAUUCUUAAGUGCAGAAAAUCUAAUCUUGUCACCAAAGUUUUCAAUUAGUGCCAAAAAUUGAGUUUGAUAACACAAUAUCCAUUAAUAAAUAUUAUAAAUAAAGAUUGA
This is a messenger RNA of Paramecium octaurelia, 3126 nucleotides long. The record is from the annotation of a GenBank genome assembly. Lineage: Eukaryota; Ciliophora; Oligohymenophorea; Peniculida; Parameciidae.